AUGCACACCGAGGAGGAGGCCCUGGGUACAAGGCUGGUGAUGGACACGCUGUCCUGCCUCAUAGAGAAGGAGCAGGAUCCCUCAAAGCUCAUAGCCAUGUCGCCGGGCAAGCUGGUGCGCCAGCUGGUCAAGAAUGGGGAGCACGUGGCCAAGGGCCAGGCAUACGCCGAGGUUGAGGUCAUGAAGAUGAUGAUGCCGCUGCUGUCCCCCGCGGCCGGGGCCAUCGCCUUCAGCGCGUCAGAGGGCCAGCCCCUGCUGGCGGGGGAGCUCAUCGCAACACUCGACCUGGACGACCCCAACGCCGUGACGCGCGCCGUGGAGUUCACGGGCAGCUUCCCCGAGCUGGGCUACGAGCACCCCGUGGCUGAGACCCUUGACGAGCUGGUGGCGUGCCUGGACCACCCCGCACUGCCCCUGCUGCAGUGGAUCGAGGAGUACUCCUUCGUGGAGGGCAGGCUGCCCCAGGCCAUCACUGAGAAGCUGAACGACGCCAUCACACAGCACGAGCUGGAGCUGUCCAGUGGCCUGGAGCUGGACAAGCCCCCGGCAGAGUUCCCUGGGAGGCAGCUCAUGAGGGUGCUGCGCGAGGCCGUCGCGGCGCGCCCGCCCGCCUCCUGA
Molecule: messenger RNA, 618 nt
Organism: Monoraphidium neglectum
Lineage: Eukaryota; Viridiplantae; Chlorophyta; Chlorophyceae; Sphaeropleales; Selenastraceae
Product: biotin carboxylase
Exons: 8
Coding region: 1-618 (205 amino acids)
Biological process (GO): fatty acid biosynthetic process
Molecular function (GO): ATP binding; acetyl-CoA carboxylase activity
Source: RefSeq, a predicted model, not a curated record